AUGAUGGAUACUGAUGCAGCUUUAAAACUCUUGGUUAGCGGUCCUAUAACUCCUCAAAUGAUUGCUCACGUCGCUCGAAAAGCUGCUGAAGUAAUCCCAUGCGACCCACCACCGACUAGUCAACAACAAACCUCUCAGUUGACAAAUAUAGUACGAGCCCUUGGUGAUGAUAACCAACCUUUACCUCCUUUGAUAACAUUUAUACACCGAUUAGUAGUAAAAUCAAAUGUUUCAACUGCCACUUUUCUAUCAACGAUCGUUUACUUAGAUCGUCUAAGAAACAAAUUACCAAAACUUGCAAGAGGUAUGCACUGUACACGUCACAGAGUUUUUCUUGCCACUCUAAUAGUUGCAUCAAAAUACUUGAAUGACUCUUCUCCUAGAAACAAAUAUUGGUCUAGAUUCUCUGGUAUAUAUACCGUAUCUAAAGUUAAUCUCAUGGAAAGACAAUUUCUCUCCUUACUAGAUUAUGAUCUUCGAAUUCAUAAAUCGGAUCUAGAAUUACAUCUCAGUCCACUUUUAAAAACACUACAAACAUUACCAAAAUUAAAUAUUAAUCCUCAAGGAUUGAUAGGUACUGACGAAGAAAAUGAUAAAAUUAUCUUUUAUGAUGAACCGAUAUCUACUACAUUUAAUGAACUUUGUAAACUCACCCCUCCUUAUGAACGACUAAAAGACCGAUAUGGUACUGACGCCUUUAAUUCUCAUUGUGGCCAAUCAGUGAUAUUGCCGCCUCCAAUCCUUUCUUCUAAUAUCAUUCGUGAGAUGUAUACUAAACUAUAUUAA
Cetraspora pellucida is the source of this 786-nucleotide messenger RNA. The record is from the annotation of a GenBank genome assembly. NCBI's taxonomy places the organism in Eukaryota, Fungi, Glomeromycota, Glomeromycetes, Diversisporales, Gigasporaceae.